Molecule: messenger RNA, 1632 nt
Organism: Apiotrichum porosum
Lineage: Eukaryota; Fungi; Basidiomycota; Tremellomycetes; Trichosporonales; Trichosporonaceae
Gene: ATP2
Product: atp2, beta subunit of the F1 sector of mitochondrial F1F0 ATP synthase
Exons: 9
Coding region: 1-1632 (543 amino acids)
Biological process (GO): proton motive force-driven mitochondrial ATP synthesis; proton transmembrane transport
Molecular function (GO): ATP binding; proton-transporting ATP synthase activity, rotational mechanism; ATP hydrolysis activity
Source: RefSeq, a predicted model, not a curated record
AUGACUCUCGUCACCCGCUCUGCCCUCCGCGUCGCCCGUCGCAGCGGCGCCAAGACCGCUCGCGCCAACGCUGCGUUCUUCACCACCGCCGCUAAGACUGCCGCUGCCCUCCCCGAGGCCCGCGUCCAGGCUUCGCGCCCCACCGUUGCUUCCAAGCAGGUCCAGCAGACCCGCUCGUACGCUACCCCCGCCAACCUCCAGACCGGUGCCAUCAAGACCAUCAUUGGUGCCGUCGUCGACGUUCAGUUCGACUCGGAGGAGCUUCCCCCUAUCCUCAACGCCCUUGACGUUCAGUUCACUGAGGGCCAGGCCAAGCCCGAGGGCGGCCGCCUCGUCCUCGAGGUCUCGCAGCACCUCGGUGAGAACACCGUCCGUUGCAUUGCCAUGGACGGUACCGAGGGUCUCAUCCGUGGCCAGAAGGUCGUCGACACCGGUGCCCCCAUCACCAUCCCCGUCGGCCCCGAGACUCUUGGCCGUAUCAUGAACGUUAUCGGUCAGGCUAUCGACCAGCGUGGUGAGAUCAAGGGUACCGCUACCCGCCCCAUCCACGCCGACCCCCCUGCGUUCGUCGAGCAGUCGACCGAGGCUGAGGUUCUCGAGACCGGUAUCAAGGUCGUCGACCUCCUUGCCCCCUACGCCCGUGGUGGUAAGAUUGGUCUCUUCGGUGGUGCCGGUGUCGGCAAGACCGUCCUUAUCCAGGAGCUCAUCAACAACAUCGCCAAGGCCCACGGUGGUUACUCCGUCUUCACCGGUGUCGGCGAGCGUACCCGUGAGGGUAACGACCUUUACGCUGAGAUGCGCGAGUCGGGUGUCAUCAACCUUGAGGGUGCCUCCAAGGUCGCCCUUGUCUUCGGCCAGAUGAACGAGCCCCCAGGAGCCCGUGCCCGUGUCGCCCUUACCGGCCUCACCAUCGCCGAGUACUUCCGUGACGAGGAGGGCCAGGACGUCCUUCUCUUCAUUGACAACAUUUUCCGUUUCACCCAGGCCGGUUCGGAGGUCUCUGCCCUUCUCGGUCGUAUCCCCUCGGCUGUCGGUUACCAGCCCACUCUCGCCACCGACAUGGGUGGUAUGCAGGAGCGUAUUACCACCACCAAGAAGGGUUCCAUUACCUCCGUCCAGGCCGUCUACGUCCCCGCCGAUGACCUGACUGACCCCGCCCCCGCCACCACCUUCGCGCACCUUGACGCCACCACCGUCCUGUCGCGUUCGAUUGCCGAGCUCGGUAUCUACCCCGCCGUCGACCCCCUCGACUCCAAGUCGCGUAUGCUUGACCCCCGUAUUGUUGGCCAGCGCCACUACGACAUUGCUACCCGCACCCAGCAGAUCCUCCAGUCGUACAAGUCGCUCCAGGACAUCAUUGCCAUUCUCGGCAUGGACGAGCUUUCCGAGGAGGACAAGCUCACCGUCGAGCGUGCCCGUAAGAUCCAGCGUUUCAUGUCGCAGCCCUUCCAGGUCGCCGAGGUCUUCACCGGUAUGCAGGGUCACCUUGUCCGCCUUAAGGACACCGUCGACGCCUUCGAGGAGAUCCUUGAUGGAAAGCACGAUGCUGUGCCUGAAGCCUGUUUCUACAUGGUCGGCGACAUCGAGUCGGUCAAGGCGAAGCACGCCAAGGAGCUGGAGGCGUCCUCGUAA